Messenger RNA from Corvus hawaiiensis (hawaiian crow), 5219 nucleotides. RefSeq names its product neuralized E3 ubiquitin protein ligase 1B (gene NEURL1B). The record is from RefSeq and is a predicted model, not a curated record. Lineage: Eukaryota; Metazoa; Chordata; Aves; Passeriformes; Corvidae. Gene Ontology annotation, cellular component: early endosome. Gene Ontology annotation, molecular function: ubiquitin protein ligase activity. The coding region runs from base 79 to 1749 and encodes 556 amino acids. Gene Ontology annotation, biological process: ubiquitin-dependent endocytosis. The transcript is spliced from 5 exons.
CGGGAGGCGGGCGCUGUCCGUGGCCCUGCGGAGCUCCGGGCGGCCCCGGGCUCCGCCGCGCCGCCGAGCGAGCGAGCGAUGGGCAACACGGUGCACAAGACGCUGGCAGACACGAGCCACCAGACCCGCUCGGUGUCCAGCCGGCCCUACUACAGCCUGCCCAACAGCAGCCAUGAGAGACGCUCGGUGCUGGCCAUCACGGAGCCGCCGCGCUUCCACUCGCAGGCCAAGGGCAAGAACGUGCGGCUGGACGCGCACUCGCGCAAGGCCACGCGCAGGAACAGCUUCUGCAACGGCGUCACCUUCACCAACCGGCCCAUCCACCUGUACGAGAAGGUGCGCCUGAAGCUGGUGGCCGUGCACCACGGCUGGAGCGGGGCCCUGCGCUUCGGCUUCACCAUCCACGACCCCUCGCAGAUGAGCUCCGAGGAGAUACCAAAGUACGCCUGCCCCGACCUCGUCACCCGCCCCGGCUACUGGGCCAAGGCUCUGCCGGAGAGGUUUGCGGUCAGGGACAAUAUCUUGGCCUUCUGGGUGGACCGGCACGGGAGAGUCUUCUACAGUAUUAAUGACGAGGAGCCAAUCUUGUUUCACUGUGGUAUUAAAGUUUCCGGGCCUCUUUGGGCCCUCAUAGACGUCUAUGGAAUUACCCACGAAGUGCAAAUCCUAGACAGCAUGUUUGCAGAGACCAUGAGCACUGCCCGGCUCAGCACCGCCCGGCUCAGCACCUGCCUUCCCCAGAGCAACCACGACUCGGCCAACUUCAACAACAACGAGCUCGAGAACAACCAAGUGGUGGCCAAAAUUGCAAACCUAAACCUCAGCCGGGUACCAGGCCUUGGGACUGACAACCACAUCAUCCCCUGCUGCCCCAACCGGCGGCAGCACGCCCAGGGAGUCCCGGCGUUCCUGGACACCGACCUGCGGUUCCACCCCACCCGUGGCCCCGACAUCACCUUCUCCCAGGACAGGAUGGUGGCCUGCACCAACUGGCAGGAGAGCAAUAGGACUUUGGUGUUUUCUGACCGGCCUUUGCACAUCGGGGAGAGCCUCUUUGUGGAAGUAGGACACCUGGGGCUGCCGUACUACGGGGCCCUCUCGUUCGGCAUCACCUCGUGUGAUCCGAGCACUUUACGGACAAACGAGCUCCCGGCGGAUCCAGACUUUCUCCUGGACCGCAAGGAGUACUGGGUGGUGUACCGGGCGUUCCCGGUCCUCAACAGCGGCGACAUCCUCAGCUUCAUGGUCCUGCCCAACGGAGAGGUGCACCACGGGGUCAACGGGGCCAGCCGGGGGAUGCUGAUGUGCGUGGACACCUCACAAUCCCUCUGGGUGUUUUUUACAAUCCACGGUGUGAUCAACCAGCUCAAAAUCCUGGGCACGGUGCAGUCCAGCCCAGUGACGGUGUCUCCCUCAGGAUCCCCCGGUGGCUCCCAGUACGACAGCGACUCGGACAUGGCCUUCAGCGUCAACAGGUCCUCGUCGGCCUCGGAGUCCUCGCUGGUGACUGCCCCCAGCUCCCCUUUGAGCCCCCCCAUCUCUCCUGUCUUCUCCCCUCCGGAGCCAUCGAGCAGCAAGAACGGGGAGUGCACCGUGUGCUUUGACAGCGAGGUGGACACGGUGAUCUACACCUGCGGACACAUGUGCCUCUGCAACACCUGUGGUCUUAAGCUGAAGAAGCAGCUCAACGCCUGCUGCCCCAUCUGCCGACGGGUCAUCAAAGAUGUGAUCAAAAUCUACCGCCCGUAGCGCCCGUCCCGGGCUGCAGGAAGGGGGAACGCCGCUAGCAAACCACGCCUUUCCGUCCCUGCUUAUGGGUUAUCGUGCUGGUCAGUCGUUAUCAAGUGGCUCGUUAUCUGUGUUUCCUUAUUUGACUGGUAGGGCACAAUUCAGGGAGCAAAGCUGAGGAUUGUGUGGGGCCGUGCCGGCCAGGCCAAACCGGGGAAUCGCCGGGACCCGAGGCAGCUGCAGAUGAGAAAUUUCCCGUGCAAAGGCUCUUUUUUCCCUCCUCCCGCUGCGGGGGAGGCUCGCUGUGGUGCGCGUCGGGAUGGGGAAGUUGCCACUUGGGCAAAGCUGGGUGCCACUGGGCUUCCCGACCCUAAAACCCGACAGCUCUGGGCUGCUGCCAGGGGCUUGUGCUGUGGUGGAGCAAAACUGGGACGAGGCCCAGCGGGAGGGUUCAAAGUGGACAGAAUGGAUCUGGAAAUGUCAUGUAAGGAGAACUAGCUCAGGCCAGAUAGUGGCACAGCCAGCUUGUCACUUGUUUGGGUUGUGUCCCCAUGAACUGGCUCGUGGGGACAUGGAGGAGCUGGUCUGGGCUUAGAUAAAGCAGCUUUUUCUUUCUGUGGCAGAACAGAGACUUCUGGCCAUGGAGGCUGAGACCCAGGGAGCUGCCCUGGGGGAGCAGCGAGGAGCACGAGCCCACCCAGAGCCCAGGCAGCCCCUGCAGCGAAUGAAGGAGCUGCAGGGAGCUGUGAGGGGCAGCUCAGGCACGGCCCUGCUGCCUUCUGAAGCCAUAAAUCACAGCCUGUGGACGACAGGGGUGUUUGGGUGGGCACACUGCAGUCCUGGCUCGGGAUGCUGCUGUCUGCAGUGAGGGGAUUUGUCACCUCCAGGCACACACACCCCUGCAUUCUGCUCUGCCCUCCUGGCAGGUGGCACAGCUGCCGUGUCACCCCGUCCUGACUGUCACCAGUCCUUGACCUUCCCCUGCAGCCGGUGCCAUGGCAGGGCUCAGCCUUCCUCCCGCCCCACCACGGGGAUUUUUUGGAGGCUCUGGUGAGAAAUUCAUUUCUGACCCAGUCCCAUCAGGCUCACCCUUUUUUCUGGGGACUCUAUGUGCCGACUUUACCUGUUUUCUCCUGCCUUUCCAGGUUUCCCAGCACAGCUCCCAGCUGCCUGCACGCUGGGUCUCAACUGUAGAUGAGACCUUGUUGAGAAAAACAGGGACUAUCUCACUUGGCUUUACUGAGGAGGAAGGAAAAUGCCCUGAGGCUGUUAUGAGAUGUUGGGAUUUAAAUGGUGAAUGGGUUUAGGGUGUGAUACCAGCUACAGGCAGCAGCUGGAUGAGCUGAGCAGCAUCUGACUGUGCAGCACUAGGGCUGGUGUGAGGAGCUCAGCAUCCUCCUCCCGGCUGCUCCAGCAGGAGCUGCCCUCCAGUCUCCAUCCUCUGCCCUCUGCACAGUCCUUCAGCCUGAGCCUGGCCAGUUUCCAGCUGGUCCAGGCUCCUAAAGAGGGGCGAAAAGGAUGGGAAUGGGAGGAUGAGAGGAGCUGUGUCACUGCAGCUCGGUGACCGUGUGCUCCCAAGUGUGUAAGAACGGCAUUUAGAAAGGUGCAAUUACCACAUUUUAGUCUGGAAAAAGGAAAAAUAGAAUAAUAACUCCUGUACAUGUCAGGGCUUCUGGGCACAGCAGGGCAGCCUGAGGGAUCUGUGGCCAUUCCCCCUCUCCUCCAAGGCGGUGGGUGCACGGUGCUGAAGCCCAGGUGGUGGUUUGGCUGUGCCAGGAGAGCUGGGUUUGGGUCCUGACCUGUCCCAGCCCUGCCGGCCCUGUGCCAGCCCUGUCCCUUGCUGCCAUCGGGGAGGGCACACCCAGGGAGCAGCUCAUCCUCCUCCUGCAGCGGGCUGUGCUCACAGGGCACCCCGAAACCUUUUGUUUUAUCCUUGAGGAGCUGCUGAACAUUUUUAAUGAGAGUAUCAACGAGAGGCUGCUGCGGAGCGAGAUCUCUCAGCCAUGGCCCUGCACGAGGGCCCAACAGCUUUGCAGAGCCCUUUUCGGAGAGCUGGCUCAUGCCACUGGCUGUGCCACCGCCCUCAGCAGAGCCACUGCACCUUUCACGUCCACCUUUGCCACAGGAGGCAGCCAGGGCAGCUUCCCUGCCUCUGGAGCCUUGUCCUGCUUCCUUCCACCCCAGGGACCACAGGGAUUGCAUUCCCAGGGAUCUCCCAGUCCCACGCUGGCAGAUCCAGGUCCAGCUGUGAGCAGUGGGCACAGCACCAAGGGCACAACAGUGCCAGGGUGUGUCAGCACCUGCCUGGGCACAGCCUGCAGCGGGAAGCCUUUCCAUGGGGAGGAAUCCAAGGGAAGCUGUUGGAAUGCCCAGCCUGGAUCAGGUCUGGGCCAGCUCUGGGGUUGCUGUCCCAGCCUCAGGGGUGCCCUCUGCUCACUGCUCACAGUGACAGCAGCGGGGCAGAGCCCCUCUGCUUGGUGCCACCUCAGCGCCUCCAGCAGCAGGGUGGGCGCAGCCUGGGUGGGGUUUGUUUGGUGUAGCUCUGUUUUGUAUUUUUAAGCCAGCAAGGAGAAACACCGAAUCCACUCCAGGAGCUGUUCAGGACACGUUGCAGAGGCUGAAUUUUUGCUGUAGCAGCCAAAACCAGUUUGCAGAAGGGGCAGCACCCAGUGAGGCCAGCAUGGCGAGCGGGAUGGGAGAGCAGUGGACCUGUGGCCCUGCCUAUCCAAAAGCAACAGGAAUUUUCCAAAAUAGGCCUCAAAAAAAAAAAAAAAAUUAAAAAAAGAUUUCCAGGAAAAGGUAGCCUCUUACAGAUUUCAUUGUUAGUAUUCGUAUUGCUAUUUUUUUUAAACAGUCCAAUGAUAUAUGAUUUGUACAGGAGAUCUGUUUGUGCCUUAUAAGGGUGUCUGUGCACUUUUUAUCCUUUUUAAAGCAACUUUUAAAAAGAAAAAAAGAAAAAAAAGAUGGGGGGAGAAAACCAACACAGAUCAAUGGUAGUUUUAUAGAAUUUUGUGUUCACUGAGAAUCCUGCUUUAUAUAUAUAUAUAUAUAUAUGUACACAUAUAUACAUAUAUAUAUAUAUGAGUGAAAAAGUGUUAUUUCCAUGGAUUUUCCCCUCCUCUCCUCCUUGACCUUUGAAAAUUAAAAAAAAAAAAAAAAAAAGGAGAAAAAGGAAGAAAGAAACGAGAUGGGGGAACUCUUUUACCUCUCCCCCUUUCUGAGGCAGUUCCUCCCUUGUCGUUUAUGAUUCAAUACUGUGACCUGUAUUAUCUUGUUGAAGCUGAAUCAGAUUUUGGACCUCUGUAUUAGGCUUUUCAAGCAAAUUUUUGGGGGGCCUGGGGAGGGAGGGCAUCGCACGAGGGAGGGAGCUGCACCUCUACAUGUCAGUGCUCUAUAGUGUUCAGUGCUGUGUGUUUUCCUUUUGUCCAUUUACCUGUUUUCCAUGAAUAUAAUUUGACUUGUUUAUGAAACAAAUAAACCUUUGGCUUGUA